Thermochaetoides thermophila DSM 1495 is the source of this 417-nucleotide messenger RNA. RefSeq lists its product as uncharacterized. NCBI's taxonomy places the organism in Eukaryota, Fungi, Ascomycota, Sordariomycetes, Sordariales, Chaetomiaceae. Bases 1 to 417 code for a protein of 138 amino acids. The record is from RefSeq and is a predicted model, not a curated record. The transcript has a single exon.
AUGUCCGCUAAGGCCUACUCUACGGACAGCUCUGUAGAGGGGAUUCGUACCCCUAGCUCUGGCAUAAUCUCCUCCUCAGACCAGGAUGAUGCCUUCAGCAUCGAGGACGGCAGCAUGCCCGUGGUGAUCACUAUGGCGGGCUCCAGCUUAGGGCCUCAUUCUGGUUCCGACGCCCAUAACUCUGGCGCCACCAACCCAGGCCUGAGCGCCACCUUUCCAAUGCGUUGGGCCCUACAGAGGUACCUCGCCGAGUCCGCCAUCAUAGAGGGGCCGCUGUACGGACGGUUUCUCGAAGCACAGAUGCAGACCGACAACAGCAUCCCCAGCCCCUAUGAGCGCGUCGGCUUUUACGCUACACUUGCGAUGAGGGCUAUCGACCAGUUUGAGGCGACGUUUCCUGACCAUGUGCACGUUUGA